CAACAACAGCACAUCCCUUUUUUUAUGACAAACACCCGCACAUCACCUACCGGACAGCCCUUUCUCAUUGGACGCUUGCUCUUUCUUCAAGCUUAUCAUCUUAAGUAUAGCCGUUACGGCGAAAAGCUACUCGUUGGGAUACGCCACCUCGUCAGCCACUUUAUGUCUAAUAGUGAUUUAAUAGGCUGCAUGAACUGGUUUGUCAGUCUGCCUUUUUGCCGCCAUGCACCAAAUGGUGAUCGCGUUUUUGGUAUUGCUGGCAUUUGCCGGCUUUGGUAAUGCGUACAAGUUGCAUCGAGGCAGGCCGUACCAUAAAUAUGGUAUGCUUGGAGAGCCAAAAUUCGACAACUCGACUAGUUUUUACGGAGAGCCUGAAAUUCUGUGGAUCACGCAGCGUCUCGAUAAUUUCAAUCCUGCCGAUCGUCGGACAUGGAAGCAGCGUUAUAUGGUCAAUGCUAAGUUCUACAAAACGGGCGGACCCGUUUUUCUACUACUGGGCGGCGAAGGUGAGGCUUCAGCAAAAUGGCUAUCAGCGCCAUCGCACGUGAUGAUUAUGGCGCAGAAAUACGGAGCUCUCGUCUUCCAGCUUGAGCAUCGUUUCUAUGGCAAAAGUCGACCGACUACUGAUUUAACAACGUCAAAUCUCGCCUACCUCUCUAGCGACCAGGCACUGGCUGACGCGGCGGCGUUUCGCAAUUCGAUAACAGUUUCGAAACAACUUGAUCAGAAUGCUCGUUGGGUAGUAUUUGGUGGUUCGUAUUCGGGUUCGUUAGCCGCGUGGUUUAAACUGAAGUACCCACAUCUCGCGGUUGGAGCUGUGGCGUCGUCAGCUCCGAUGGUAGCACUUAUAAACUUUGUCGACUAUAUUCGCGUUGUGCGUGAUUCACUUGGUCCGGAUUGUAGUACCAAGGUUAAGGCCGGCUUCGCCCACCUGGAGAAACUUGCCGCGCGUCGUGAAAAAUGGGCCAUUAUUGAUGGUCAAUUCAAGACCUGUGUUCCGUUCGACGCGUUUAACCAGUUGAACAUGCAGAACUUUUUUCAGACCAUGGCCGGGCUUUUUGAAGGUGUUGUCCAAUACAACAAGGACGAACGUAUCAGCGGGCCAAGUAACAUCACCAUCGAUACGGUAUGUGAUCUCAUGAUGAGUAACGAACCUUUUGACGGUCUUGUAGCUGUAAACGAUCUGAUAUUACAGAGCAACAACGAGACCUGUCUAGAUUAUGACUACGAUAAGUUCGUCCGAUCAAUGCGCAACGUCAGUUACGAUGCACGUUCAGGAGAAGGUGGACGCCAAUGGAUGUACCAAACCUGUGUAGAGUUUGGUUUUUUCCAAAGUUCAGAUGCUAAGGACCAACCGUUUGGUCAACAGUUCCCGGUUCAGUUAUUCAUCCAGCAGUGCCGUGAUAUUUUUGACGAUUUCUUCGAUAACGCAAUGCUUAACAGAGCUAUCUUCCGCACGAAUACCCAGUACGGCGGCAUAUACCCUCAGCUGAGCAAUGUCACGUUCCCGAAUGGAUCGAUUGACCCGUGGCACACCUUAAGCAUUCUAGAGAACCUCUCGGACAGCGUGACGGCAAACUACAUUGUUGGAACAGCUCACUGCGCCGAUAUGUAUCCGCCGGCAGCCACUGAUGCUAAUACAUUAACACAGGCCCGAACAAAGAUCGAACACGAAGUGGCCAAAUGGCUGCAGCAAUAAGUUUAGCAAUUGAAAAAGAACUAACGUUUUAAGUUCGUAUGUAUCGUGGAAAUAAAUCUGGCAAUAGUACAUUGCCGCAUUAAAUCA
Varroa destructor (honeybee mite) is the source of this 1786-nucleotide messenger RNA. RefSeq names its product putative serine protease K12H4.7. The record is from RefSeq and is a predicted model, not a curated record. Gene Ontology annotation, biological process: proteolysis. Gene Ontology annotation, molecular function: serine-type exopeptidase activity; dipeptidyl-peptidase activity. Lineage: Eukaryota; Metazoa; Arthropoda; Arachnida; Mesostigmata; Varroidae.